UUGAAGGUUUUAGAUCCGCUUGCGGACUCUGGAGAUGAAGAUGACGAUGACGAUGUUGAGGUAACUAUUGGUGUGAUACCACCAGUGAACGUCCAAUACAGUCUUCUGGACAUUGAUGCUGUCCCAAUGCUUAACGACAAGCCGAUUUACGAUAUCGAUCUUGCCCAAAUGGAGGAUCGCCCCUGGCGAAAACCUGGAGCUGACAUUACUGAUUACUUUAAUUAUGGGUUCACAGAAGAUACAUGGAAUGCCUAUUGUGAGCGACAAAAGAAGUUGAGACAAGAAUACGGUAAUCAGGCAGCAGCCAAUAAGGCACUAUUCUCAUCGAUUAAUCUUGCAAAUCCGCUUGGAAUGCCGCCUACUGGAGCCGUAAAAGUCCUAACGGAUAACGGUGGAAAGUUCAAGCCACAUUAUCAUAAGCUUGCGACAGAUACCUCGGAGGUAAGUGCAGGGGUCCUAUUGAAUCGUACGAAAGACGCCGCGUUUUCGUUUUCAAGAUGCAGCAUUUGGCACAGGACUUCAACAAUGUUUCGGGAAACAUUACAAAGCUCUAAUUUUAGAUUCAAUCCGUCCCUGCCACCUCCUGGCAUGCGUCCACCUCAGAUGGCGAUGCCAAUGACUAGCAUGCCGCCCCCUGGUUUCAAUACUAUGCUUCCACCACCAGGGUUUGGUCAGAAUCGAUUCUCAUCGUCUACGCCUAAUAGUUAG
This is a messenger RNA of Haemonchus placei, 708 nucleotides long. The record is from the annotation of a GenBank genome assembly. Lineage: Eukaryota; Metazoa; Nematoda; Chromadorea; Rhabditida; Trichostrongylidae.